AUGGAACGAGUCGUACCGAUUGCGGGAAGCAAUGGCGAUUUGCAGUUUUUAAAAAAUCUGUUGAAGCAGUAUGAGCUAAACCCUAAUUUUAAAGACGAAAAUGGAAGAACUGCUUUCAUGAGAGCUGUUGCGAAAAAUAAUCUUGAAAUUAUCACUUAUUUAGCAGAAUUAAAUAUUAAUCUUCGUGAGACGACUCAUUUAAGAAAAAACGUGUUCCAUAUAGCAUGUGAACAAUCAAAGCUCCAAACUUUAGAAUUCUUAAGAUACAAGACUGCCCGAGAAUUCUCCAAACACGACAUUGACCAAACACCUUUGCACAUCGCAACGUUCAAAGAAAGAUACGACAUAUGCAAAUUUUUACUGGAGAAAAAGGUUUCAGUCAAUGCAAGAGACAAGCAGGGCUCAACUCCUUUACACAUAGCCGCAAUGACAGGUAAUUUGCCUUUAAUCAAAUUACUACUCGACCACCAAGCGGAAACAAAAGUUUUGAACGUGUACAACAAAACACCUUCUGACACGGCAUGCGACAACGAGAACAAGGAGGCCUACCAGCUCUUGACGUCAGUGGAAAUAAAAAGUUGGAUCAUGGUUCGUUUUUGUUAG
Molecule: messenger RNA, 603 nt
Organism: Helobdella robusta
Lineage: Eukaryota; Metazoa; Annelida; Clitellata; Rhynchobdellida; Glossiphoniidae
Exons: 2
Coding region: 1-603 (200 amino acids)
Molecular function (GO): protein binding
Source: RefSeq, a predicted model, not a curated record